This is a messenger RNA of Arachis ipaensis, 3923 nucleotides long. RefSeq names its product Pentatricopeptide repeat (PPR) superfamily protein. Gene Ontology annotation, molecular function: protein binding; mRNA binding. The record is from RefSeq and is a predicted model, not a curated record. NCBI's taxonomy places the organism in Eukaryota, Viridiplantae, Streptophyta, Magnoliopsida, Fabales, Fabaceae.
CACCCCCACGGCCCUUCCCCCAGCAAAGAAAGGGAAAGCAAAGCCAUUCUCUUCAAAGUUCAAAACCCAAACCAAACCCUACAUUCUUCAUCGGUUCUGCGGGCGCCGGUCGUGGUUGUCGGCGCCUCCGAUGCUUCCUCCUUCCCCUGUCCCAAACCCAGACUCUGUUCUAGCUCGGCACGUCGUCCAUCCAUUUGUGGCUUCUCUGUUCGAAGCUUCGAGCUGCUCGCGUCGUCUCGCCGCUCGCCAUCGUCUCUUCAUGGUCCUGCUCUCCGUCGAAGGUUCGAGCUGGAAAGUCAUCAUUGAUUAACCCUUUACUAAAGCGAAGAAUGUGCCCUACAGCCCCCAGACCAGGAGUUACAAGAGAAUUGAGGAUGACAAAUUUUCAUGUUGGCAUUUAAUAUUUAGUUUUUUCAGUUGAACCACGGUUGGACGAGUAGACCAGUGAACCAAUGACUAGAGCAGUUUGAUGACCGGUCCGGUUCUCAGAAUAAUGAUCUAAACCAUAUCACUCCCCCUUCUCCAACCCUAGCUGCCGCUGCCGCCGCCGGUCCGUCGAUCCACUGCUGCCAUCCGUCCGUGUAGCCACUGCCCCCAAGUCUGCAACUCCUGCUCUCUUCUUCCACGAGCUCUCGGCGCAUCCCCUGCUCUCUUCAUCUUCUCGCCAUCAUCUGGUUGGCGUCGUCCGUCAAUCAAGGGUCUGUCGCCAUCGUCUUCGAAGCAUACCACACAGAGGCACAGCGCUGGCAGCUCACCUCGGUUCACCGCCACCACACGCUCGCCGCUGUCUGCUGCGCCUCUUGCAGAUCCUCCACAUCGUGUGCUCGCGAGUCGCAUCUCGCCUCUCUCCUUCGUUUGUGCUGUGUGCUCGGCCGCUCGCGCCUCCGUGGGUGAGUGCUCGAGCUGUGCUUCCUGCGGCCAUGCAGCGUGUCGUCGUCGUCCACCAUCACACACCCAACGCCUGGUGUGCUUCACUGCCCGUAUCUUGCUUCUCUUCCUGCAGCUGUGCUUCCUGGUGAGUACUCAUGUCUCCCCGCGCCGCGCCUCCGCCCCUCCCUCGCCUCUCUUCCGUGGUUGUUGCCGCCUGAACUGCUGCUCGUCGCCCACCUUCUGCCUCUGUAACAACAGGGGAGCAUUUAAUUUAUUUUCCAGUUUUUUUCCAGGUUGAUUCAUUGAUGUUGUUGCUGUGAAUUUUAUUGUUGAUUGGUUUAUGAGCUGAUUAGAAAUAAAUAUGGCAGUGGUUGAAUUGAAAUGUUGAAUUGGUUUCUGAAUUGGUUUAUGAAUAUGAAUAUGCAGGGGUUUUGCUGAUUAUGAAUAUGGUUUAAUUGUUCUGAAAACCGGACCGGACCGGCCGUUUCGACCGGAUUAACCGGGAACCGGUCAUUUGGCCGGUUCGGUUAGCCUAUAGAACCGUUCUGCAAAAAACCGGUUAAAAAACCGGCUGAACCGGUGGUUAACCGGCAAACCGAGCGAACCGUACGGGUUUUUUCAAGUCCCGGUUCGCUGAUCCAACAAUCAAAACAGCGCCGUUUUGAUUCCAGAGAAAACAAAAACCCAGUGCUGACUUAUCCCCUUUCUUUCUCUAACAAACACACCCUCACCAACCCAAGAUUCUCCUAAACGGCGAAACCCUGUUAGAGCCACCAUCACCAUCUCCCCUUUCAUUCUGCUCUUCUCCUCGCUCCGCCAGAAGCUAAGGUCGGUUCGGGGCUGUUGUUGGCGUCGCCGUUUUCUUUCUCUAACAAAAAACCCAGUGCUGACUUAUCCCCUUUCUUUCUCUAACAAACACACCCUCACCAACCCAAGAUUCUCCUAAACGGCGAAACCCUAAACCCAAGAUUUUCCGUCCGAGCUCUCUUUGUCGCUGCUUCUUUGCUCUUCACUGUUGGUCGUUGCCGCUUCUCCACUCCUCGCCGUGGGUCGUCACUGCUUCUCCCCUUCUUGCCGUGUCGUUUCUUCUUCUCACCUCCUCGUCGUUUUUGGAUGUGGCCCCUUCUCGUCUCCCCGCCAUUCUUGUCGUCGCUGCCUCUCCUCGCUGGCUCUAUGCUGUCUUUUCCUCUCCUUCAUUGGCAAUUCAGAUAACGAGUGGGAAACUGCUGCUGCCGCCUCCGUUGCACUCAAGAACUUCCGUCUUCGUGCUAUCGGCGUUCGCUACUUCGAUCUCACCAACCCCUGUUCGCUCUCCAUCCCCUGUUCGCUCUCACGAAUCGCCUGGUCGCCGUCGUCCGCGCGCUCAACAGCUCUUCGUCGUCCGUCGAAGGUUGAGGCUGAAUUGGUCACCCACCUCAUCAUGCACGACACAUGUUUGAUGAAAUUCUCCAUACACCUUUUAUGCAUAAAACAAGCUCCUACCCUUGAGCAAUGUUGUUCGUGAUGCUUUGCCUUUGAAAGUUUUCAAAAUCUGUCAUUUCUUUCUCUGUGUUAUGAUUUGGAGUUAUGGGCUCCAAAACAUUGUUUAAGUGGCCAAAGCAAAUUACAAAUUCCCUGGUUGAGCAGCUGAUAAAAACAGAAAGGGAUAUACACAGAGCUCUUCUUGUGUUUGACUCAGCAACAGCUGAAUAUAGCAAUGGCUUUCGUCAUGAUCACAAGACUUUUGGUAUCAUGAUCUCUAAGUUGGUUACUGUGAACCAGUUUCGGUUAGCAGAAGGAUUGCUUGAGAGAAUGAAGCAAGAAAAUUGUGAGGUUACAGAGGACAUAUUCUUAACUAUUUUCAGAGGUUAUGGACGUGUGCAUAGGCCACUUGAUGCCAUGAGGGUAUUCCUGAAGAUGGAACACUUUAAGUUGCGGCCCAGUGUGAAGUCAUAUCUUACAAUAAUGAAUAUUCUUGUGGAGGAAAACCAUUUAAAGAGGGCCCUUGGUUUUUACAGGGAGAUGAGAGGAACAGGCAUUCCCCCUAGUGUUGUUUCCCUCAACAUUUUAAUCAAAGCCCUCUGUAAGAGCAAUGAAACCAUUGACGUGGCUUUGCAGAUAUUUCGCGAGAUGCCAAACCGGGGAUGCCAGCCAGAUUCUUAUACAUAUGGCACAUUGAUUAAUGGGCUAUGUAAACUGGGAAAAGUCAGUCAGGCAAAAGAGCUGUUCGAUGAGAUGGAGCAGAAAGAAUAUGCACCAUCUGUUGUUACCUAUAGUAGUAUGAUACAUGGGAUGUGCCAAUCUAAUAACUUGGAUGAAGCCAUGCAAUUGCUUGAAGAGAUGAAAAGAAACAGCAUUGAGCCAAAUGUUUUUACUUAUACUUCUUUGAUGGACGGUUUAUGUAAAAGUGGGCAUUCAUUACGAGCAUUAGAGCUUUUAGAAAUGAUGAUUAUAAAACGUCAUUUGCCUAACAAUGUCACUUAUACAACCUUAAUUGAUGGGCUAUACAAAGAAGGAAAGCAUAGGGAAGCUGUGGAUGUUCUUGACAGGAUGAGGCUUCAAGGUUUGAAACCAAGUGCAGGGCUGUACGGGAAAAUCAUAAAGGGCUUCUGUGCUGAAUGCAGCUAUCAAGAAGCUGCGAACUUCAUCGAUGAGAUGGUGCUUGGCGGUAUUAAGCCAAGUCGAGUGACUUGGGGGCUUCAUGUUAGAAUGCAUAACAUGGUGAUCCAAGGCCUUUGUAGUAGUAUUGAUCCACCCCGUGCAUUUCAGUUGUAUCUUAGUACACGAACUAGAGGUGUUUCAAUUGAAGUUGGCACUUUUGAUUGUUUAGUCAAAUGUUUUUGCAAGAGGGGAGACCUGCACAAAGCUGCUCGAAUUCUUGAUGAGAUGGUAUUAGAUGGCUGCAUUCCAGAUGAGGGAAUAUGGAAUGCAGUAAUAGUUGGACUUUGGGAUCGGAAAAGAGUUAGAGAAGCCACUGAGCUACUGCUUGCUGAACUGAAACAGAAAUUUGUUGAAGCUGAAAGUUGAAGCUUGUAAAAUUUUAUACCACAUGUAUGCGCAUUGCAUUUUCCAAA